Octopus bimaculoides (California two-spot octopus) is the source of this 3945-nucleotide messenger RNA. RefSeq names its product G protein-coupled receptor dmsr-1. Gene Ontology annotation, biological process: G protein-coupled receptor signaling pathway. NCBI's taxonomy places the organism in Eukaryota, Metazoa, Mollusca, Cephalopoda, Octopoda, Octopodidae. The record is from RefSeq and is a predicted model, not a curated record. Gene Ontology annotation, molecular function: G protein-coupled peptide receptor activity. Gene Ontology annotation, cellular component: plasma membrane.
CAAUUAUCGAGAUCCAAUUAUAAUGAACAAAUGAAUGACAUAGGAUAUAAACCAACAGAGACAGAUAAAGAGAAGAAAUACUCAAGAACACACACGGACAUGGUCGCACACACACACACGCACACACGCACACAAACACACAGGCUCCCACAUAUACACACACGCACGGACUCACUCACUUACACACACACUCAUAUAUAAAGUGAAAUGGGGAAGUGUGAGUGAGAAAGAUGGUGGUAGAGUAUGUGUAGCAAUGGUAGCAAAAAGACAAAACGAUUAAGAGAGGCAGAGGGGGAGAAGAAGAGAGAGAUUGAAAGAGAAAAAGACGGUGUGAAAAGAGAAAGAGAGAGACGAGUGAGUGUGGAUGAUGAUGAGGGUAAGAGGGUUGAAAGGGAAGUAAAGGGAAAGUGUGUGGAGAGUGAAAGGGGGAGAAAGAUAGCGUAUGUCUCUAUAACGGUUGGAAAUUGUUUGUAAGAGAGAAAGGGAGAGAGACGUGAAUGAAGGAGAAAAAAGAGGGAACGACAGACAGAGAAGAAGGUUAGAAAGAGAGGGAGAAACAGGGAAGAGAGGAAGGAAAAGAUAGAAGUGGGGAGAGAAGAGAGAGAGAGAGAGAGAGAGAGGAAGAUAGGUUGAGAAAUGCAGGAUAAUUUUGAAGUGUUAGAAAGGAAUGUAAACGACAGCUCCUAGCAACAUAAAUAAACAAAACCAUCAAGACAGAGAAUACAUCAUUGAGAACAACAACAACAAGAACACCAUCAAAUGCUGCACAGGACAUCAAUAACAGCAACUACGCCAACAAUAACAGCAGCAGCAACAACAACACAAGUAAAAAAAACAAUAGAUCAAUAGAAUCAACAUCAAGUUCAACUACAGAAGCAAUAGUGUUCAGUGGAGCAAUAACAACAAGAACGAUAGGUGCCGCAACAAUAACAAAAGUAGCCCCGAUUACAGCAAUAUCAGCGGCAACAGAAUUAACAAUACAAGUUCAAAACAUACAUCAACAGAAUGAACAUAAAGUUCAGCUAUAGAGGAAACAGUACCAAGUGCAGUAACAACAACAACAACAACAACAGCAGCAGCAGCAACAACAGUAACAACAACAACAUUAGCUAAAGCAGCAGCUGCAGUUGUGAAAAACAUUGGUAAACAACACUGGAGUAGAUACUUUUGAGACAGCAAUAGAAAGAGAGAGAAGGAAAGGGAGGGUGAAAGAGCAGGAAGAAAGAAAGGGUAGAUAAAUUUGACAAAUAAAAAAAAUUGAAAUAAAAAGGAAGGAAGAAACAAAAGUUAUUUGUAUUAUUAAUGUCACUAAAUAAUAUUUUUGAAGAAAACAACAGUAACUAUAAUAGCAACAGCACCACCGCCAUUAGUAACAACACAACAACAAAAACAAUGAUAACAAAGCGUGAAGAAAAUAAAAAAUUAUAAAAAUAUUGCUUAAAGAUAAUAAAAAUGCUUACACGUCCGCACAUUUGACAAAGUAUUUAACAUCGACACACAGACACAGCGAAUAAAAAUAAAUACACAAGUACUUGAAUACGCAUUAAAGUGGACAUAUCCGGCGCAAAUAUUCUCCCUGUUUUAUGUUCAAAGUAACCAAAUCCAGCCCCUGAUGUCUCCCCUGCUGUGUCAUCCUAAAAAUAUACAAUCGUGGCAUCAAAAUUUUGAAGCUAUAAGAUAAAGAGAAAUUCUAAACAAUGUGAAUAAGGAUUACAUUUGGCAGAGAAAUAAACUGAAUGCUAAAGGAUUAUACAUACAUGCCUGUUGAGAUAAUCUGUAGGCGCAAAAAGAUACGUUAUUAUGUAUCUCUUUAGCAUUUAAACAAGCCAUACCUAGGGUCCAAAAUAUUCUACUUGUUUUAUAUUCAAACCAGCCAAAUCUGGCCUCUCACACAUACCCAACAAUGUCAUUCUAAAAAUAAACAAUUAUCUUGUCCAAGUCUCAAAGCUACGAGAUAAUCCGGAAUUAAUUUAAAACAAUGGGAAUGAAUCAGCAGAACAUUUGAUGCAGGACUCCGAAUGUUGAAGGACCAAUGCAUUCCCAUACCGGAAGCCCUUAUAUGGUCUAUUGAUCUGCUAGAAAUAGCAUCCAAAUUUCUUUCAAACUACCACAUCUUAACGUUUUUGUUAUUUUUAUGUGUGUUUUUUUUUUAAACAGAAAGAAUGCAAAUUGAUGAGGAAAAGGAAGAAAAACAGAAUUGUUGCGAUGCCAUGCAUUUCAUCAUAGGCUUGCUGGAUUGGAACUGACCUGGGGUUAAACAGCAACAACAACAACAUCAACACACACUUCAAAACUAAUCAACACGCGCGCGCGCACACAUGUAAAGCAACUCAUAACACAUGAUUGCACGGGCAUAUAAACCUUCCGUCACGCAAAGUUACAUACACAGCACGCACGCCUCCACUUCAUACACACACACACACACACACACACAGUCCUGCCUACCUACCUACCUACAUACAUACAUACAUAUUUAUACAUUUAUAUAUAUACACUGAGACCAAGGAAGAUAUAAAAAUAAAGAUAUAGAUAUAAAGCUAUACGUACAUAUAUAUACAUAUACAUACAUAUAUAUAUAUAUAUAUAUAUAUAUAUACAUAUAUAUAUAUAACAGUCUUUACAAAAUGACGCAUUCCCAUUCGUUAUUGACGUUCGGUACUUGGUAUGCGGGCAUCCACGGUUACUUGAGUACGUGUGUUUGUGUGUUCGGUAUUGUCACCAGCAUUUUCAACAUUACUGUUUUAUCUCGCAAGAAUAUGCGAACUCCAGUCAAUAAUAUACUUAGUUGGUUGGCUGUUUCCGAUAUGAUCACAAUGGUAUCUUAUGUUCCGUUUGCCAUUCAUUUUUACAUCUUAAAUAACCCGAUGCAGCUGUCACCGACCAAAAACAACAAAGGCUGGACGUGGUUCAUGCUCUUCCAUUUGAACUUGGUCAACACUACACACACCAUAUCGAUCUGGUUGUGUGUUCUGCUCUCCAUCAUACGUUACGCUCAUUUAAGGUCGCCGGCCCGCGGAGAAUACGUACGGUUACGACGACUGAAGCUAUCUCGGAUCUUCAUAAUGAGUAUUUAUAUCUCUUCGGCCGUAAUGAUGACACCAAACUUCAUAACGAAGAAAAUCGUCGAGAAACCAACAAUGGACAAUCAAACUGUUUAUCUGAUUAUUGAUGAUAAUUUGAUCAAUUCCGACUCUCAGGCGGCAAUAAUUCUUAACUAUUGGUUGUACGCCAUAACAGGGAAGUUGCUGCCUUGCGUGCUCAUCUUUAUAUUUGGUGGUCUUCUUAUUUAUAAGAUUCAUGAAAAGACGCGCCGGCGCAAGCAAAUGAUGCAGAUAUCUUGCGCCAACCGGACUCGCCUCUCAGAACAUUCCCGAACAACGAAAAUGCUGUUGACGGUAAUUGUUCUGUUUCUCGUGACUGAAUUACCCCAAGGUAUAUUGAUUGUGAUGAGCAUCACCACACCGAACAUCUUCGACCUCAUUUACGUACCACUCGGCGACCUCAUGGACAUUAUCGCUCUCGUAAACAAUGCUAUCAACUUCGUACUUUACUGUACCAUGAGUCAGAAAUUCAGAAACACUUUCUUCGAUGUUUAUUGCGCAUGUCUGUGUAUGCAUACCCAAAAUGAGAGCGAUCUACCUCUCAGACAGAAAAUUGAUUCAUACAGUAACAACAACCAGGUGUGAACAGAUCUAAAAAUAAUCAAGAACUAUGAAAUGCAGUCAAAUGAAGUGAUAUAAACUCUUGUAUGUGAUUUAUUUUUUUGUUAUUUUUCAUUAUAUUUCCAUGAUCCUGUUUAUAUAUUGUUUUAUAUUAUUUAUUUAUUUAAGAAUAUUUUUGAUUUUAUAUUUUAAUAUAUUAAAAUAUAUUAAAAUAUAUUAAAUAUAUUUAACACGUUUUGAUAUAUUUUGAAAUAUCUUAAUAUAAUCAUGUGUCAUAAACGUU